GCUGGAGAUAGCGACAUCGUCACGAACACACCCAGAACACUGAGGACACCCGGGACCCUUGCCUUAGCAGCCGAUUCUUUGUCCGAGCUCUCCAGGACCAUAAGGAACAGAACGACUCUAGAAACGGCGACCAUCUUCUUAGAAGGGAAGCAAUGGACAAGGCUGAACGAGAAAUCAUGUUCAUGCGGCUGCAUCAAUUUUGGCUCUUUGCAUUCAAGACGGUAAGAUACGGGGGGGUGGGACCACACGUGUGGACUGCGAGCCUUCUCGGCUCUGACAAAGAUACUAAACAAAGCAAAACUACAAUGGUCGUCUGGCCAAUGUCCUGGUGGCAAGACAGCCUUAUUGAGCAGCUCCUCAGCGGGCUGUCGCGCAAUGUCUUGAGUUCUAUUGAUGCCACCGACAUUCCCAUUACGCUCACUCGACUCUUGGAAAACUCCAAUAUCUCCACUGAUCAACUUCUCGUGGAAUGUGUAGCUUUCAGUGUCGCAACCCCAAGUUAG
This is a messenger RNA of Exophiala mesophila, 503 nucleotides long. RefSeq lists its product as uncharacterized. The transcript has 2 exons. Lineage: Eukaryota; Fungi; Ascomycota; Eurotiomycetes; Chaetothyriales; Herpotrichiellaceae. The coding region runs from base 153 to 503 and encodes 116 amino acids. The record is from RefSeq and is a predicted model, not a curated record.